Ipomoea nil (Japanese morning glory) is the source of this 762-nucleotide messenger RNA. RefSeq lists its product as uncharacterized. The transcript is spliced from 2 exons. The record is from RefSeq and is a predicted model, not a curated record. Bases 1 to 762 code for a protein of 253 amino acids. NCBI's taxonomy places the organism in Eukaryota, Viridiplantae, Streptophyta, Magnoliopsida, Solanales, Convolvulaceae.
AUGUGGAUGAAGUCGAGUGGCGCUUUACUAGAUUCUACGGCUCUUCAGACUAGACACCAACGGCCAGUGGGCAGAAUGGAAACUGGUUUUCGCGAGUGGCGCUUUACUGGAUUUGGCCGACAUAAAUCCUCUCCCUUGGGCAGUUAUGGGCAGUGGAAUCAAGUGGGCUUAGACUUUGGGUUCAGUGGCUAUCAAUAUACUUGGGAGCGUUCAAAAGGUACUCAUCUAUGGGUGGAAGCCAAGUUAGAUAGAGUUCUUACUUCAGACUCCUGGAGUGAUCUUUUCCCUAUGGCGAAAGCAGAAUCCAUUACAACGGCAAAGAGUGAUCACAUGCCUCUGCUCCUCCAGAGUUUGCCACGAGCGCCUCCUAUUCACAACACAGGCUUCCGGUUUGAAAAUCUCUGGCUUCGGGAAGCUCAUUGCAGAAACAUAAUGAUCGAGAGUUGGUCAAAUACUCAUGGACAUAGUCUUAUGGAUAGGGUGGGGAUCUGUGGUACAGCCAUAUGGAUUUGGGGUAAACACUUUGCACGCAAUUUCCAGCGAUGUCUAGAUCAUUGGCGCAAACGCAUGGAAGCAACAAAAUACAGACGAGACCCUUAUGGUAUUACAUUGUUUAAGGAAGCACAAUCUGAGUACCUUCGUGUCCUACAACAUCAAAGUGACUAUUGGAGGCAAAGAGCCAAGCAAUUCUGGCUCAAAGAUGGUGACACAAACUCUAGUUUUUUUCACAAGACUGUCAAGCGAAGACAACAAGCUAACUGA